This is a messenger RNA of Gadus chalcogrammus (walleye pollock), 6701 nucleotides long. It is a transcript of the gene septin12, whose product is annotated as septin 12. Lineage: Eukaryota; Metazoa; Chordata; Actinopteri; Gadiformes; Gadidae. Gene Ontology annotation, biological process: cytoskeleton-dependent cytokinesis. Bases 521 to 1717 code for a protein of 398 amino acids. The transcript is spliced from 10 exons. Gene Ontology annotation, molecular function: GTP binding; GTPase activity; molecular adaptor activity. The record is from RefSeq and is a predicted model, not a curated record. Gene Ontology annotation, cellular component: microtubule cytoskeleton; cell division site; septin complex.
CCCCCUGCUCCCCGGGCCCCAGGCAGUCCAGGGGGGGGGUCCCGGGGCGGCGAGGAGGCUGGGGGAGGAGCCUCAGGGCCGCGCCCCAAACAGCGUGGGCUCCGUCCUGCGGAGGAUCGCCUCCUUCUCCCACGGGCCCCCGCCGGACGGCAGCGGAGGCCUGGCGGGGGGGAGCCCCAAGCCCCGCAGGGCCCCCGGCGGGACCAGGGACGGGGCCCACGGCGGGACCAGGGACGAGGCCCCCGGCGGGACCAGGGACGGGGCACCCGGCGGGACCAGGGACGGGGCCCCCGGCGGGACCAGGGACGGGGCCCACGGCGGGACCAGGGACGGGGCCCCCGGCGGGACCAGGGAGGGGGCCCCCGGCGGGACCAGGGACGGGGCCAGGGACGGGGCCCCCGGCGGGACCAGGGACGGGGCCAGGGACGGGGCCCUGUCGCCGGCCCCCCUGCGGAGAGAGAGGAACCUGGAAGACAGGCUGAAGGUGGAGGAGAGUGAGAGGACGGAGGCCCCUGCACUGAUGGAGGAGAGUGAGAGGACGGAGAAGACCCCCAAAGACCCUUCCCCCUUAUCAGAGGAGCAGCAGCACGUACCGCAGCGAGGAGAGCUGGCGCUGCAGACGGGGGGGUCGGAGGGGCAGCCAGCGGUCGGAGCCCUCCCCCAGGAGGGGCAGGGGGGGCAGGAGGGGCAGGGCAGCUCUCCGGACCCCAGGGUGGAGGGGGGGGCAGAGACGAGGGGCCCCCCCCCCGGAGGCCCCCAGGGGGGCGUCCUCAGGGGUCCUGACCUCUUGGGCUACGUGGGCAUCGAGGCCGUGCUGGACCAGAUGCGCCGCAAGACCAUGAAGGCCGGCUUUGAGUUCAACAUCAUGGUGGUCGGUCAGAGCGGCUUGGGGAAGUCCACCUUGGUCAACACGCUGUUCAAGUCCAAAGUCAGCCGCAAGUCCUGCUCUCCAAACUAUGAAGAGAAGAUCUCCAAGACCGUCCAGCUGCAGUCGGUCAGCCAUGUCAUCGAGGAGAAGGGGGUGAGGAUGAAGCUGACCGUCAUCGACACGCCCGGGUUCGGAGACCAGAUCAACAACGACCGCUGCUGGGAGCCCGUCGUGAAGCACGUCAACGAGCAGUACGAGAAGUACCUGAAGGAGGAGCUGAGGGUGAACCGCCAGAGGAAGAUCCCCGACACGCGCGUCCACUGCUGCAUCUACUUCCUGCCUGCGUCCGGACACUGGCUGCGGCCGAUCGACGUUGAGUUCAUGAAGCGGUUGGGGAAGAUCGUCAGCAUCGUUCCUGUCAUCGCCAAGGCUGACACGUUGACCCUGGAGGAGAGGACCGAGUUCAAACAGAGGAUCAGACAGGACCUGGUGGCCAACGGGAUCCAGGUGUACCCCCAGAAGGAGAACGACGAAGACGCGGAGGAGCGGCUCCUCAACAACACCAUCAGGGAGAGCAUCCCCUUUGCAGUGGUGGGGACGGACCGGGAGCACCAGGUGAAUGGCCACCGGGUCCUCGGCCGCAAGACCAAGUGGGGAAUCGUGGAAGUUGAAAACGUGGCCCACUGUGAGUUUGCCAACCUGCGGGAUCUCCUGAUUCGGUCCCACCUGGAGGACCUGAAGCAGGUGACCCACGACGUCCACUACGAGACCUACCGCGUGCAGCGCCUCACCGCCGGGGCUGUCCACCAGGGGGGCCCCAACGGCAGCGACCUGGAGAGCCACCUCUAAUGGGGGGGGGGGUGUGUCUGUGUCUGGGUGUAUAUGUGUGUGUGUAUGUGUGUGUGUGUGUGUGUGUGUGUGUGUGUGUGUGUGUGUGUGUGUGUGUGUGUGUGUGUGUGUGUGUGUGUGUGUGUGUGUGUGUGUGUGUGUGUGUGUGGGUGUGCGUCUGUGUGUGAGUGUGUCUGUGUCUGUGUCUGUGUCUGUGUGUCUCUGUCUGUGUCUGUGUGUGUGUGUGUGUGUGUGUGUGUGUGUGUGUGUGUGUGUGUGUGUGUGUGUGUGUGUGUGUGUGUGUGUGUGUGUGUGUGUGUGUGUGUGUGUGUGUGUGUGUGUGUCUGUGUGUGAGUGUGUGUGUGUGUGUGAGUCUGUGUGUGAGUGUGUCUGUGUCUGUGUCUGUGUGUGAGUGUGUCUGUGUCUGUGUGUGGGUGUGUCUGUGUGUGUGGGUCUGUGUCUGCGUGUGAGUGUGAGUGUGUCUGUGUCUGUGUGUGUGUCUGUGUCUGUGUCUGUGUGUGUGUCUGUGUGUGUGUCUGUGUGUGAGUGUGUCUGUGUGUGAGUGUGUCUGUGUCUGUGUCUGUGUCUGUGUGUGAGUGUGUCUGUGUGUGUCUGUGUCUGUGUCUGUGUCUGUGUCUGUGUGUGUGUGUGUCUGUGUGUGAGUGUCUGUGUCUGUGUGUGAGUGUGUGUGUGUGUGAGUGUGAGGGUGAGGGUGCGUGGGCCUUUGCAGGCAGCCUCCGUUUCUAUGACUGUGAGCUGAAGUUCUAUUUUUUAUAUUUGGGAGAGAAUUGCAUAAUGUUAGAACGAAAAAGUGGAGGAAUAGAUUUUCGUUUUUUAUUUCCAUUUCUUUGACAAAUUUCUAUUGAGGUAAAUGCGUUAAAGGCAAAUACAUUUUAAGUAUAUAUAUAUAUAUAUGUUAUAUAUGUUCAGCAAUGUGCACACAUGUCUGGAAGGACGGACUCAAAGGCCCGUUGGUGAACACGCCGUUCCUAAGUAUUUUGUACUAUGAGUCUUACUGAGUACUACGUUCAUUAUUUAGUCUUACAGGUAAAUAUGAUCAAAGAUAACCCUAAUUCUCAAGUGCUUUAAUGAGAAAUAAAUAUGAUUCAACUAUGGUUAACUCAAAGCUACACUUUGGUCCACGCUGAAAGCAACAAAAAGUUGCCCAAAUAGUUAAAGUGGGCAUAAGCGCUCCCUGCAGCAAAGUAACUCUCAUAACCUUCUUUGUGAGAACAUUGUUCUCUAAAGUUAAGCAACUAAUAAGAAUUUUUAGAUCUGUCCUAUUUUGAUUGAUUGUGUCUCGUAAAUGAUCAAAUAGUUUUAAUGAUGAACAAUGUACGAAAGAUUUAAUUUUUUGAUAAUGAUUUGGCAUAUUUCGUCUGGAGGAUUGGCUUAAGUUAUAUUUUCAUACUUCUAUCAUUAGCCACAUAUAAGUAUACAUUAAUGUGCAUGUGUAUUUGUCAUAUUGUUACUUGAGGCAAUCAAUAGGAAUACAAUACCGAUUUUGACACAAGCUAUCAAUGAUAUCGUAGGCUGUGUUAAACCAAAUAUACAAAGACCCACUGGAUUGAUUUAUUCGGGUAUUCAUGGUGCAUAUGUAGCAAGAAUAACUGCCCCUGAUUCUUGCACAACGUUACUGUUCAUAUGAAACAUUUGUUUAAUCUUUUCUUUCUGUCAUUACCGCCCCCUGGUGGCUCAGGAAGGUAUGAGUCGAAAUAAUCAGAUGUUCAAAUGGUUUCUUUAAAUCUGCUCUUUGUGACCAAAGGGAACAGAGCUCACCCACUUUCCACAAGUUAUUUUCAAGUUUCAUGUCAUGGCCCAAUUAAAACAUGUUGAUGUGUUUCAUGUUAACGGCAUUAGACCGUAGAGCAGCCAAACGCAGUGUUGCUCUGCCAAAUGCUCUGUUCUGUACCCUGAACGUUUGUAUUGAAUAUGAACAAUGCCUAUGCUAACGUUAUUCUUGCCUUUUCCUAAUAUUACCAAUAGGCUUAUGUUAACACUGAUUUACAAUUAAAUGAUUGUCACUUUCUUAUUGUCUGUUUUCUAGUAUUGUUUUAUGCUUAGCGGUUCUGUUUAACUGGAUUAUAGUGUUUAUAUCUUAAUUUAUAAAAGGUAAUGAUAUGCUAGAGCUUUUUCCCAGUCAGCAAGCUGAAGGGUUAGGUUAGAAAGUAUUUUCAAAACUGCUGCCAGAGAUUGAGUUUGGGAUAUUUUGGAAAUAACUCUGAAUAGAAAACACAUUACAAAUACCAUAGCCAUCAAAUCAGUGAAUCCAACUGUGAAUCCAAUAGUUGGUGAUGUUUCUUAAUGCAAGUCAUUGUAUUACAAUGUAUUAUUAUACAUAUAUAUGUCAUUGGAUUAAGAUACGAAGAGGAGACACAACCGAAAACAGGACCUCAAUUGGUACAACUUUUAAUUUAUAAUAGCAAGGAAUGAAACCUCCAUAAAGAGACUGGAAAGGAAGGAAAUAGUUCCCCCUUGUAAUUGCUUUCCAACUGUCAGGUGAAAUACAUCGAUUUUCUCAAAGAUACUUUUUAAGAAAUGUAUAUUAGAGGCUGUACUACAAAAGUCAGUCUCUGAUAUACAGUAUAUAUGUGACGCAUAUUUCAGAGCAAAUAUAAAUAAUAAUAAAUAAAAACCAGCUGGCGGAUUCCUCUCGUUCCCCGGCUAGCCAACCUGUGUUCACGCUAAUGGAUCCAUUAAUAUUACUGUGCCCAAGAUCCCAUCACCCACAAUACGGCUCCCCUCUCUGACAGGAAGCGCUCCAAAAGUCUCCCUGGUUACGUCCGUUUGACCAGUUACAGCUUGCAUAGCGGCGCAACAGACGAUAGCAUCUGGCCUCACCGGGACAACAGAUAACAGAUGUCAGAGUAGAGAGGACAGACAGUAGGACAAUGGACAGAGGACAGACAGUAGGACAGAGGACAGCGUCUGGCCUUUCACCGGGACAGAGGACAGACAGUAGGACAGAGGACAGACAGUAGGACAGAGGACAGACAGUAGGACAGAGGACAGCGUCUGGCCUCUCACCGCGACAGAGGACAGACAGUAGGACAGAGGACAGAGGACAGACAGUAGGACAGAGGACAGACAGUAGGACAGAGGACAGACAGUAGGACAAUGGACAGAGGACAGCGUCUGGCCUCUCACCGCGACAGAGGACAGACAGUAGGACAGAGGACAGACAGAGGACAGACAGAGGACAGCGUCUGGCCUCUCACCGGGACAGAGGACAGACAGUAGGACAAUGGACAGAGGACAGACAGUAGGACAAUGGACAGAGGACAGACAGUAGGACAAUGGACAGAGGACAGACAGUAGGACAGCGUCUGGCCUCUCACCGGGACAGAGGACAGACAGAGGACAGCGUCUGGCCUCUCCCCGGGACAGCAGGGGGAGCCAGGUGAAAUGCUCUGCGUUGAGCUCCAUGGUGAGGUCUAUAAGGACCACAGGCUGGUCCCACCGUGACCUGAGGCCUCCCUGGAGGACGGGGGACCUGGCCCGCCCGGGUCCUCAGUAGAAUACUGUUAAUACUUAUCGUCAUUGUGUGUUUAUCGUGUCCAAGCACAGAGGAGUACAUGAAGCAUUGUACAGCCAGUUAAACACAGAGGAAUUUGCAUGGGAAAAAUACAACUUAAAACUUGAAAUAUGAAUAAAUACAUAUUCCUUAUGCCUUGAAACAAAGAAAAGAAUCAGCAGCAUAUCUUUCUUUGUUUAAAUUCUUUAAUCAGUGUGCAGAACAUUGAUAAACAAGACUUUGAGUCCUUUUUGCACACUGUCUGCACAAAACAAAACAGUUUGUUUUUACAAACGGACGUAACCUGGCCUAUAUUAUUUGCAAGUCAAAAGCUUUCAAAAUAUGGAAAAAUGGCACAUCAACCAAAGCAACAAAAAGGAACGAUUCACCAAUCUGUGGCAGAAAUGAUUCGCUGGGCCAAUUCACCAAACAUGAGAACGACAGCAAUGCUUUGAGGGACAGGUUGCCAGCAUAAAACGACCAGUGCUUUACCAAUUUCAACAUUGGUUGUUACUCCUGCUUGUGUUUCACUGUUAACCAUCAGUGGGACGACAUGUGGGACAUGAGCAAGGGGAGUCCGGUUAAACAAUGAUGUCUUUGAUCGGAAAGUCAUAAGAGAACAAUGUAUAUCUUUCUUUCAUGGUGCAUAUUGUUAUUCUUGUAUUGGUUUACAGAAGUGAAGGACAGCUAUUCCAAGUAUAACUCCUAUGUUUCACAUUAUCCAUCAGAAUACUGGAACAUGGAGUUGAAGUCGUGGCCGACCACAUGGAUAACAAGCAAUGUCUGAGAGAGCUUCAAACGCACACUUACUUCAACCACGCCUCAACCCACACAACACUGGAUCACUUUUCUCUGCGGUUUAUUCCAUUACAUCUUCAUGAGAGCAAUGGACUAGAAAGAAAAGUGUUCUCUGUCUCCUGUUGCUGUUGUUGGACCCUCACACACAGCUGGAGCUUAUGAUGUGAACGCAUUAUGAUGUGAACACAUUAUGAAUGUGAACUCAUUAUGAUGUGAACGCAUUAUGAUGUGAACACAUUAUGAAUGUGAACUCAUUAUGAUGUGAACACAUUAUGAAUGUGAACUCAUUGUGAUGUGAACGCAUUGUGAUGUGAACACAUUAUGAUGUGAACACAUUACGAUGUGAACACAUUAUGUCUGACAUCACACAGCAGAACCGUAUGAUAUGAACUCUCUCAAUCUAGUCCAAAAGAGGGUUGUCAAAGAAACAAAACAUCCAAAUGAUUCCACCUCAUCAAUCAAUCAAUCAAUCAAUAAAUACAUAAAUAAAUAAAUAAAUACAUAAAUAAAAACAGCUAUUAUUAAAUAGAUAUUGUUUGAUUGAAAUAAAUAAAUAAAUAAAUUAAGAGUAUGUACAUUAUCAUGACAAGCGUUCUUUUCUGAAAAACUGCUGUUGGUCAAAAGACACACAGCUAACUGUGGCCAGCAUUUUACAGCGCACAAUAAAUAUUAUGCAUCCAUUACAGUUACGUG